GCACAAUAUUUCAAAUUUGAGGAAGCGGUUGACAAAAGCACCGAGCGACUGAUUUAGUAACAAAGACGCAGUUUUUCCCCUUCGUGAGUGUAUUUGUGUCAUCGGUUUUCAUAAUAGGCAGCGUUUAACCUAAUAUUUAUCUUCAGGGGAAAAGAGUUGUUUUGUUCGUUUUUUUUUUAACCCGUCAGAGUUCGUCAAGUGGCAGUCAGGUCGCCGUGAGAGCCGCCAUGACAUCCAAAGGGGCGAAGGACAGCAUCGUCGCCAAACUGGGCUUCAAAUCCGGGAGCUCUUCCUCCAAAGCUGAAGCGGAAGUGGAGCGAGUCCGGAGGGAGAACGCUCACCUCAGGAAGAAGAUGGAGGAGCUGACCAAGCGUCACAUAAAGCCGCCCGACGCGGACAAAAGCAAGUUGCUCGAAAGGAUCGUUUCGCUGGAGACUCUUCGCGAGAGGAACAAUCAACAGUUGUUGCUCAAGGAGCAAGAGCUGGAAACUGUUAGGCAGCAGCUGUCAGCCAAAGGAGGAGAGGUGGUGGCGGCGCUGCAAUCCCAGCUGGACCAGCGGCGCAAGGAUGCGGAGAAGAGGGACCUUGACUUCCAGAAGCUUCUACAGGAGACGGAGAACCUGAAGAACAAGCUCGCCACCGUUUCCGCCCGCUGCCAGUCUCUGGAGACGCAAGCGCUGAACGGGCAGGCGUCCACCGCAGACUUGGCCUUGGUACGGGAUCAGCUGAAAGACGCCCUGGAGAAGAACCAGCAGUGGCUGGUGUACGACCAGCAGCGAGAGGCCUUCGUCCAGUCGGUCCUGGCACGCACGCACCAGCUGGAGCAGCGGCCGGACUCUACUUCUACCGCGGCCGCCGGACAAGAUGCUGCAUCUGAAUCCUCAGAGAAGGAGGCGCAGAUCAGGAGCCACUACGAGCAGUCCGUGUUGGACUUGCAGAAACAACUAGAGGAGCAGAAAGAUCACCUCACCAGAGCCCGGCAGGAGCUCGUCACGCAGAAGGAGGAGGGCCUCAAAAGUCAGGCCGAGCUGCGGCGCCAGACAGAGCGCGCGGCCCGGCUGCAGGAGGAGACGGCGGCGCUGCAACGGCGCUUGGACGCCAAGUGCGACGAGCUGGAGGAGGCCAGGGUGCAGAUGCAGACGGAGCGGCUCAGCAGCAGGAAUGCGGUGUCCUCGGAUCGGGCGGACAGGAUGAGGGCUGAGCUGGAGAGCCUGAACCUCAGACUGGAAGAGGAGAGGAAGAGAUCUGCUGAACUUCUGCUCCAAGUCAACCUGCUGCAAAAGUCUCUUCUGAGCCAGAAUGAAGAGCAGAGGAGGAUCGCGGCGCUGGAGCAGCAGAUCCAGCUCUCGGUCAAAGACUUUGAGAACGAGAAGAUGGACCGUCAGACCGUGCAGCACCAACUUCACAAAGUCCUCAAGGAGCUCCGCAAGGCCCGCGAUCAGAUUGCCAAGCUGGAGUCUUCCAAGCAGCCCAGCAGCCGUUUCUCCGAGCCCGGCUCGUACAACAAGCUGGACGUGGAGCGCCUCAGCCUGGACGACGCCCGCUCGCCCACGUCGCCCAACAAAGUGGGCAGCCUUCUGGACGAGAGUUUUUUGGAGUGCCCCCGCUGCCGGGCCCACUACCCCACCAGCCGCCACCGCGAGCUGCUGGCCCACAUCGACUUCUGCUUGGCCUGACGUGUCAUGUGACGCUUUCCCACCAUCCCCCUCGCCGAAUCGUAAUCAUGCUUUUCGCCGGACACCUUUUUCAUCCAGUCAGUACAUUAAACAAUUUCUAAAUCCCGAAGACCAGUUUUCAUUUUUAAAUACGGAUUUUUGAGGACUUCCUGCAUCAAGUGCCAAAGCUCUUAGUCCUUGUGACUCAAUUUGUAUUUAUUCAUUAGUUUUUUUUUCGUUUGUUUGCGCUACUUACUUUUGGAAGUUACUCUACUCGUGCUCUUUUUAAGAUGUCGUGGAAUUGUGUUUUUAACGGGUUGUGGAGCUCAUUUUAUCAUCAAGGGGGAAAAAAACUUUUUGAUUAAUAUUAUUGGAACAUGCUUGUUGGGAUUUGACACUCUAGCAUUUUUAAAUAACUUUUUUUGGGGGGGUUGGGCAUACCAUUUUUCAUCAUCAGCGAGGAUGUUAUUUACUGGCGCUUUGUAAACAUUUAGAUCAGGGGUGUCAAACUCAUUUUUUGUCAUGGGCCAUAAGCGUAAACCUUUGAUCGCCUCAUCAUAUUUACACAUGAGAUUUAUGAAUUAGAUUUGGAAUCAGAAAUCAAGGGUAAUGGGUUUUUCCCAUCUAUUGUUGAAAUACUUGCGAUAUCUCCAUGUUAUUUAUGAUAUGACUAUUUAAAAUUUUUGUGCAGAUUUCAACAAAAAUCUCGGAAGUUGCCGCACAUGAUUCACCUCCGCGGGCCACAUAACGUCAUGCGGCGGGCCGGAUCUGGCCCCUCGGGCCUUGAGUUUGACACCUGUGAUUUUUAAAUGGACAUUUUUACCAAGCAGACCUUCCCAUUUGGCAGCGAUACAUUGCCGUCAUUUUUAUAAUUUUACAAAUUUUCGUCCGCCCGCUUGCAUCUAUGUCCACGUUGCAUUUUCAUACCUGCAGCCCCACAAGGCCGCAACAAGAUCGCACCGUCUUAAUUCCUUGUACUAAACUAUUUAAGGCAGCGGAUUAGGCUUCUCUGUUGAAAGAAAGGCGUCUUGGUUCCUGCCCACUCUAUCGUUUUUUUGUUUUUUUUUUGGGGGGGGGAGGUUGUCAUUUUCAUCCUAUAAUUCUGAAACCAGCUGAUCAUGUAAUUUUCCUCAUGCUGUACUGUGCAAAAUGUCCAAUAAAGGUGUGGAGAUAACUUU
Syngnathoides biaculeatus (alligator pipefish) is the source of this 2833-nucleotide messenger RNA. RefSeq names its product centrosomal protein 55 like (gene cep55l). Bases 228 to 1676 code for a protein of 482 amino acids. Gene Ontology annotation, biological process: mitotic cytokinesis; regulation of phosphatidylinositol 3-kinase/protein kinase B signal transduction. The transcript has 11 exons. NCBI's taxonomy places the organism in Eukaryota, Metazoa, Chordata, Actinopteri, Syngnathiformes, Syngnathidae. The record is from RefSeq and is a predicted model, not a curated record.